Messenger RNA from Pyricularia grisea, 753 nucleotides. RefSeq lists its product as uncharacterized. Lineage: Eukaryota; Fungi; Ascomycota; Sordariomycetes; Magnaporthales; Pyriculariaceae. Gene Ontology annotation, cellular component: plasma membrane. The transcript has a single exon. Bases 1 to 753 code for a protein of 250 amino acids. The record is from RefSeq and is a predicted model, not a curated record.
AUGGCGGCAGCGCAAGCGAACCGCGCGUACAUGGACGCCGAGAUGGUCUACAACUACCAUCGGAUGAACAUGCACCUACCCCAGCAGCAGCAGCAGCAGCCUGCAGACGCGAUAUUCUGCCUCUGCAGUCUGGACACGCGCGUGGCCGAGCGGGCGGCGCAGCUGCUCCUGGACGGUUUCGCCGGCGACCAAGGCUUGCUCAUAUUCUCGGGCGGCAGCGGCAAGCUGACAGAGGCGCGCUUCUCCGAGCCCGAGGCCGAGGUCUUUGCCGCCGUCGCCAGGCGCAUGGGCGUACCGCCGGCCAGGAUUCUCGUCGAGCCCCGCUCGUCCAACACGGGGGAGAAUGUGCGCUUCACGCGGGCCCUGCUGCGGGACCGGGGUCUGGAUCCCCAGAGCUUCAUCCUGGUCCAAAAGCCGUACAUGGAGCGCCGGACCUACGCGACGUUUGUGAAGCAGUGGUCUUGUCCCGAGGCGGGGAAGGGAGGAGGUUUGCAACAGCAACAACAAAAUAAACAGCAGAAGCAGAAGCAGACGCAGCCCGUGUUUACAGUCACGUCCCCGCAGAUGACGUUUGCGGAAUACCCAGAUCAGGACAACCCCAGGGACCUGGUCAUCAGCAUAAUGGUGGGGGACCUAGUCCGCAUCCGAGAGUACCCCGCCAGGGGCUUUCAGAUCUCGCAGGAGAUUCCCGAUGAGGUGUGGGAGGCUGGGCAAAGGCUCAUCCGGGAGGGGUACAACACUCACCUUCCCUGA